CAUAUUUCUUCGUCACUUGUUUGCCUUGUUUUGCAGUUUCGCCCUCACUUCCUUGUUGCACUGAAACGCUAAGGUUUAACUUGGAAGUUUAACUUUCAAAAAAAUCUUAAACUCAAACUGACGACUUACGUGUUUACAGAAAACGUUGAGGUUCAUGCAGAAAAAUAGUCAAAUUUGUACAGCAGAUGCAUAAAGACAUGUAAAGUCUUUUUUUAUGUACAUAUGUAAAUAAUCACAAUGGUGAGAUUCAUACAGCCUGUGAGGGGAGAUUUGUCUGUGCAUAUAGUUUCAAGCCAAGUAAAAACUAAAUUUGUUUAUUAUCCAUUUACUUCAUCACAACAACCUCAACAUGUUCCUGGCAAGUUCUAAUCAUACUAAUUCUUUCGGUCAAGCAGCCUAAUAACGAAACCCCAAGAUAAAGAUAACAAGGUUUGCUUUAAGUCAGUUCAGAAUUAUUUUAAUGCUCAGUCAUCUCUCUUCCAGUCAUUCCUGUACUCUGUUUGAGUAGUGUCUAGAGCCACACUGGGGCCACAGAGGCAGUCCCUUUAUGAUACUGCCUUGUCAAUCUUAGCCCCCGUUUCACAGUUGACACAAGGUCACGUGGUGUGGCCUGGUUUUUGUGAAAAAAUAAUGAAGAUGGUGAGAAGAGCACAUGACAGCUAACUGGUGAAUGUGCCGAAUUGAAGUGUCUAACUCAGGUUAAGAUGAGGAUGUGUCUGAAGUGGAGACUGUUUGAGUGAAAACAGAGACACUGACAGUGGAGAAAGAUCUUCACACAAGUGCAGAUUAGCUGGUCAUCACUAAUCAAGUAAUAACACAAAAAGUUCUCACACAAAGUUUUUUUUCUGUAAUAGAAGGGAUUUCACAAAGACUCAUUACUCUGUUUGUUGACUGCAGCAUUUUACUCUCAUCUGGACAAUUUUAGCCCCAGUGGACAGAUAAUCAUCUAAGCUAGCACAUACAGAAAGUAUUGUACACAAGCAAUGCAGUUAGGAGGAAUUCAAACAUAUGUGACUUGUCACUACAUCUGAAGGUAGAUAUAUCAGAUCAGUCACACAGUAAUGUGUUGAUAUUUGAAUUUCCACAUGCAUAAAAUAAGAUAACUAACAUCACUUUUGGUAUUGUUAAUUGUAUUGCUCACUCCUGUGUGUCAUAAGAUUGCAAAGCAACUCAUCAAAAAAUGCCAAUAUUUGGAAUUUGUAUCUCCUCAACAUUAAUGACCUUGUCAUUCAAGCCUGAGAAAAAGAGGCACAGACAGAUGUAAGAAAGAGAGAUUGUUUUUUUCAGCCAAAAAAUUGAUUUUGGGUGAAACGAGAGAGAUGGUUCCUGUGGAAAAAAGUGGAGGCUGAAGGAGCGUAUGUUUUUGUGCACAGAGCCAGGGGGUCGCAGCAAAAGACAGGAUAAGAGAAUAUAGGGCAUAGAGAUUGCAUGAACAUUGUCAAAAUGUACGGCUUUCAUAAUGAGUCAUCACUGACAUUUUAUGAAUAAUCCCCAGACACACUUCUGGUCCCCUGUUCAUUCUCACACUCAAAGGGUCCCAGGUUACACCUUGUCUCACCAUCACGUCCACGAUGCAGCUGCUCUGUUUGUUUGCUUUUACUUUACUGGUCAGUCUCUCUUUCCUCUCUGCUGUGCUUUCCAUAAGCUGCAAUGAAAGACAAUAUGACUGGCCAAUGGAACAACCCUACUUAUGCUGUGACAAAUGUCCACCAGGCAAACAUAUGGUUCGGCGUUCAUACACAACUUGUGAAAUUGAGUGUCAAUCUUGCACAAGGGACCUGUUCAAUGAAAAGUACAACGUACAAUUUACCUGCGAUUUUUGUGAAAACUGCGAUAAACCAAACAUGGAAUACAGCUCACACUGUAAUGCGACUCAUAACGCUGUGUGCAGAUGUAAAGCUGGUUACAGAUGCAAAGAACAAUCCUGCAAACAGUGUGAGCCGAUACCAGACCCCACCGAAAAAUGUAAAGCUGACUACAAAUGCAAAGACCAAUCCUGCAAACAGUGUGUGCCCACUGUGCCGAUACUUCCUUUCACCACCAAACCUACACUCCCUGCAUCCACUACAGCCCUGAAACCUGGAGCCUACCACACAGAUACAGUGUGGUUCCUGGUGAUAAUUGCCCUCCUGUGUGCAGGAAUUGCCCUUGUUGUUGUAACAAAAAUCAAGCCCUUUCUGCAUUGGAUCAAAGCCAAGCACAGUUACCUUUUGGCUAAAGAAGCUGUACUAGUACUACCAGUCUCCGAGGACGAAGAAGUAUCCAAGCCUGUCCAGGAAGUGCGAGGUAAAUGUGACGUAUGAGUUCAAGAGCCUGAACUUGGAUAAGCAAGAAUUUGAGGGAAACAUUUCUCUUUGCUUUGGACAUUAACGACAAAUGGGGGCCCAUGCUGACGAAUGGAACCGCA
Etheostoma spectabile (orangethroat darter) is the source of this 2407-nucleotide messenger RNA. It is a transcript of the gene cd27, whose product is annotated as CD27 molecule. Gene Ontology annotation, molecular function: tumor necrosis factor receptor activity; protein binding. The record is from RefSeq and is a predicted model, not a curated record. NCBI's taxonomy places the organism in Eukaryota, Metazoa, Chordata, Actinopteri, Perciformes, Percidae. Gene Ontology annotation, biological process: extrinsic apoptotic signaling pathway in absence of ligand; immune response; necroptotic signaling pathway. The transcript has 8 exons. Gene Ontology annotation, cellular component: CD95 death-inducing signaling complex; membrane raft; external side of plasma membrane. Bases 1572 to 2303 code for a protein of 243 amino acids.